Nanorana parkeri is the source of this 1013-nucleotide messenger RNA. RefSeq names its product free fatty acid receptor 2-like. Gene Ontology annotation, molecular function: G protein-coupled receptor activity. Gene Ontology annotation, cellular component: plasma membrane. The record is from RefSeq and is a predicted model, not a curated record. The transcript has a single exon. Gene Ontology annotation, biological process: cellular response to fatty acid; G protein-coupled receptor signaling pathway. The coding region runs from base 1 to 969 and encodes 322 amino acids. Lineage: Eukaryota; Metazoa; Chordata; Amphibia; Anura; Dicroglossidae.
AUGGCACCAGCACCGGAAGAGAAAUAUCUAUAUCUCUCUAUAUACAUUAUAACUAUUCUGACAGGCUUUCCAGCCAACCUUCUUGCACUGCACGCUUUCAUUCGUAAGCUGCGGGUGAAGGCCACGCCGAACGCCAUCCUGCUCUUCAAUCUGACGAUAUCCGACCUAUCAUUCUUGGUUUUCUUGCCUUUCAAGGUCACAGAGAUACUACAAGGUCAAUGGUCCAUGCCAUCAUUCCUCUGCCCACUUACUGGACUCUUCUAUUUCAGCACCAUCUACUCCAGCACUUUGUUCCUCACCGCGGUCAGUGUGGAAAGGUACCUCGGCGUGGCCUUUCCCCUCAAGUACAAACUCUAUCGCAAGCCUAGCUAUGCUGCCGCGGUUAGUGGAUUCCUGUGGAUCUGCUCGUUUGCUCACUGUAGCAUUGUCUACGUGACGGAGUACCAGCAGACUUCCAACGCCAGCAACAGACUCACCUGCUAUGACAACUUUACGAAGGAGCAAAUGGAAGUCCUUCUCCCAUUCCGUCUUGAGUUGGGACUCCUCUUGUUCUGCUUUCCUUUCCUCAUCACCUGUUUCUGUUAUGGAAGUUUCAUCAAGAUCCUCAUCUCUUCGAUGCACAUCCAACGCGUGAAGAAGCAACGAGCCAUCGGGCUGGUCCUCGCCACCCUAGGCGUGUUUGCUGUGUGUUUCGCCCCCUACAACGUCUCCCAUGUGGUGGGAUUUGUUCAGAAGGAGAACCUCAAAUGGAGAGAGAAGGCCUUGCUUCUGAGUACUUUUAAUGCUAGCUUGGACCCUAUCAUCUUCUACUUCUCCUCCACCGCUGUCCAGCACUCAUGCAAGUGUUGCUUGAUGAAGCUACACAUUUGCCAACCUAACCCAGCUCUACAAAAAAUCAUGGACAAGGAAAGCAUUAACAUGGGACAGUCACAGAUUUCCGACAGCCAGAUAUAUAGUUCUAGAAAUUAAUCUUUUAUUUGUUUAGUGAUGCUGAUAUGCAUUCUCCUACCUGU